CACCAAUCUAAUUGGAUUAAACUAAUACACUCUCAUUAAACCUCAUACUCGUACACAUUCGAUUUUAAUUUCCAAAGCUUAACGGGUUGACUACGAAUUUGUACACGAGCAUUAAUUAGAGUGCCCAAAAUCCAAACCCUUUUACAUAGCAUUGAAAAAGUAAGUUUCAUCUCAUUAAAAUUCUCCCAACACAUUCAUCACUAACUCUCUCCCAAAAAACAAAACCACCGCCUCCGCCGCCGCAACAUGACGUCCAAGGACUGCGGCAACCACGACGACGACCACCGCAAGAAGCUCUACCGCAACAUCUUCCUAGCCGUGGCAGCGUUCACGGCCGCCGUCCUCUUGGCGAUCCUAUUAGUGUGGCUGAUCCUCCGGCCAACAAAGCCGCACUUCACCCUCCAAGACGCCACGGUGUUCGCAUUCAACCUCUCCGGCCCCAGCCUCCUGACGGCUACCUUCCAGGUCACCAUCUCCACCCGAAACCCCAACGGCAGGAUCGGCGUCUACUACGACCGGCUGGACGUCUACGCGGCCUACCACAGCCAGCAGAUCACCCUGCCGACGCGGCUGCCCCCGUCCUACCAGGGCCACAAGGACAUCACCGUCUGGUCGCCGUUCGUGUACGGAACCGAGGUGCCGGUGGCGCCCUACCUGGCCACGUCGCUCGCCCAGGACGAGCUGACGGGGACGGUGCUCAUCCACGUUAGAGUUGACGGCAGGGUUAGAUGGAAGGUUGGGACGUUUAUCUCGGGGAGUUAUCACCUGUAUGUCAACUGCCCCGCCUAUAUCAAUUUCGGCGCCAAAUAUAAUGGGAUCACCGCCGUUGGAUCGGGAAUCAAGUAUCAGCUCCUCAUGGACUGCAAUGUUGAUGUUUGAUUUUUUUUUCUUUUUUAAGAGGAAUUAUUAAUUUGACUCAUUUUAUUUAUGUUUAUGCUAGUGAAACUGAAUUUAUGUUAUCUGUGUUUAACUUUAAUUAUGGAGUAUUGUGAUUUAAUUA
Molecule: messenger RNA, 1000 nt
Organism: Salvia splendens (bonfire salvia)
Lineage: Eukaryota; Viridiplantae; Streptophyta; Magnoliopsida; Lamiales; Lamiaceae
Product: NDR1/HIN1-like protein 1
Exons: 1
Coding region: 247-879 (210 amino acids)
Biological process (GO): defense response to other organism
Cellular component (GO): plasmodesma; plasma membrane
Source: RefSeq, a predicted model, not a curated record